AUGUAUAAUACACAAAAUCUCCACCGUACACUUCACUACAUCCAGUCGGUGUCGAAUAAGAAAAUUGGGAACCAUGCGAUUCAGUUCAAGGCCGUGACUACUAACAGAAUCCACAAGGGGCAUUCCAUGACUUUGAAAGCUUCCGAAGAAAUGAACACUCGGCAGGGUUCUUGUAGUGUAUUAUUCGCGACGUCAAGAAGCCAGAAUUCAGUCGCGAAGAUCGCGAUUGCUCGGAUUUUGGGCUUUUUGACGGGAUCGUCUCCCAUCACCUUGGUCAUCAUAGCCGUCGUGCUAAUUAGGCGAUAUCCGCCGCAUAUCUGA
Molecule: messenger RNA, 321 nt
Organism: Microthlaspi erraticum
Lineage: Eukaryota; Viridiplantae; Streptophyta; Magnoliopsida; Brassicales; Brassicaceae
Source: the annotation of a GenBank genome assembly